AUGAUUUCAAGUUCAACGCGCACCCUUGCCGCCCGGCCGAUGGUGCUGGGGCUGGCCAGAUUGAUAGUCCUCACGUGCUCGCAACUCCCCUUCUCUGCGGGCGCGCCGCUCCUCUCUACAGCGAUCAAUUCCACGGCAGAUGGCAAAGAGCCUAACGACCCGAGCUUAUGGCUGUACCUCGGCAUAUCAGCGGCCCUAGUCCUCAGUGGCGGAGCUUUUGCUGGCCUGACAAUUGCUCUGAUGGGUCAAGAUGAAGUGUACCUACAGGUUAUCAAGACAUCGGGCGAGGGAUCGGAAAAGAAGAAUGCAGCCAGCGUCUUGAACCUUCUCAAGCGGGGGAAACACUGGGUACUGGUGACAUUGUUGCUCAGCAACGUCAUUACGAACGAGACGUUGCCCAUUGUGCUGGACAGAUCACUUGGGGGCGGAUGGCCAGCGGUCCUCGGUAGUACGGCGCUCAUCGUCAUCUUUGGGGAAAUUGUACCACAGUCGAUCUGCGUUCGAUACGGUCUGCCGAUCGGAGCCUGGAUGGCCCCAUGUGUGCUGGUCCUGAUGUACAUCAUGUCUCCCGUUGCGUGGCCGGUCGCAAAGCUGCUCGACCGAUUGCUUGGUGAGGACCACGGGACCAUCUACAAAAAAGCUGGUCUCAAGACUUUGGUCACUCUUCAUCGGACCUUGGGUGAGGCUGGUGAACAAUUGAACUCGGACGAGGUGACCAUUAUCAGCGCCGUCCUGGACUUGAAAGAGAAAUCCGUGGGAGCGAUCAUGACCCCCAUGGAAGAUGUCUUUACUAUGUCGGCCGACACGGUUCUCGACGAACGAACGAUGGACCUCAUUCUCUCACAAGGGUAUUCCCGGAUCCCGAUCCAUGCCCCAGAAAACCCGAUGAACUUCGUGGGCAUGCUAUUGGUCAAGAUGCUUAUCACGUACGACCCGGAAGAUGGAAAGCGAGUCCGGGAUUUCUCCCUAGCAACCCUCCCCGAGACACGGCCUGAGACUAGUUGUCUGGACAUAGUGAACUUCUUCCAGGAGGGGAAGUCACACAUGGUUCUUGUUUCCGAGUAUCCCAGCGAAGAUCGAGGCGCGCUCGGCGUGGUCACUCUCGAGGAUGUAAUUGAAGAACUUAUUGGAGAGGAAAUCAUUGACGAAUCAGACGUCUUCGUUGACGUCCAUAAAGCCAUUCGCCGGAUGGCCCCUGCACCCAAAUCGCGUGUUCCCAAAGGCAAAAUUGUUGAAGAACCCCCGAUGGCUUUUGCCAACGACGGGGACCUCAUCGAGGUCGAUGCUUCGUCACCAUCCGCUGCUAAACCCGAUAUCGUCAGUCGCCGUAACUCCGUCGAAGCACCUCCCCCGCGAUUUCAAAUUCGCCGCCCAAAUCCAGACAAUAAUUCGAGCACAUCGGACUUGUGGUUCACACAAAGGGGUGCCACGGAUGAGAUUCGAGAGCACCUGAAACACCUUGGGCCUUCAAACUUGGCCAGUCGCCCGCGACAGACCAGAUACCAUAACGUCAAAAUCAAGCGAAGCGGCGACUCGCCAUCUCGUUCUGCGCAGACCGACAUGGAAUCUAACCAGAGCACAAGUGAUUCUCAGAAUCUAAUCACUUCAGCGGCCUACCAGGGCGGAAUCGGCGCAGGCUUGGUCGGCUCUGGUGCCGAAGCCAAAGAUGGCGCGCAUGCAUUGAAACUUGGAUACGGAACAAUGACUACAACUACAACCACGCAGGAGAAUCUCACUAAAGGCACCAAUGCGCAGCAGUACAAAGAUCUCCCUCAAGUUUCGAUUCCUGAAGCAGUUCAUGAAGAGCGAGAGGACCAGCCCCGCUCUGGUUCAACCGCCAACGGCCUGAUCCGACAAAACAGCAGCGGAUCUGGCAGCAUUCGAUCCAUUGGAUCACCUACAGAAUUCAUCUAUCACCACCGCGGACCAACCCGCAGUGGCAGCAUCACUGAACAAAUUGUUGAUGUGAACGGUAUUCGCAAAGUUGUAUUACACACGAAUGGGUCAAGUUCUUCUGAGGCGGAAGGCAAAACAUCUCCCAACAAAACUCGCGACUCUUCGCCCAAUAAGCAUCACACGGCGGAAUCAUCAGAUACCCAUGCCGACUCUCGUGAUUCGCACUCGCAUGCUAAAAAGCGCCGUCGCCGAAAGAAGCACGCCAAGCAGCCUCGCCGGAAUAACGAUGGACCUGCAGAAGACCAGCCCUUACUGCGGUGA
Penicillium argentinense is the source of this 2217-nucleotide messenger RNA. RefSeq names its product putative DUF21 and CBS domain protein (Mam3). Lineage: Eukaryota; Fungi; Ascomycota; Eurotiomycetes; Eurotiales; Aspergillaceae. The record is from RefSeq and is a predicted model, not a curated record. Gene Ontology annotation, biological process: magnesium ion homeostasis. The transcript has 2 exons. Gene Ontology annotation, cellular component: intracellular membrane-bounded organelle. The coding region runs from base 1 to 2217 and encodes 738 amino acids.